Messenger RNA from Prosopis cineraria, 897 nucleotides. RefSeq lists its product as uncharacterized. The record is from RefSeq and is a predicted model, not a curated record. The coding region runs from base 90 to 659 and encodes 189 amino acids. The transcript has 3 exons. NCBI's taxonomy places the organism in Eukaryota, Viridiplantae, Streptophyta, Magnoliopsida, Fabales, Fabaceae.
UUCCCUUUCAUGGUCAUUUCUCCCUCAAGAGUCGAGACUUCGAAUUUUGUCCGUGAGAAGGCGCAGUGUGGCUAGUGGCUUCAUUAUCGAUGGAAGGAUCAAAAGGUCAGGCUGCUCCUCAAGUCUCUGAUCCACCGAGCACGGCUCCAACUCUGCCUCCCCAGCCCCCUCCCCCUGCUGCUUCCGCUGCCCUUCCUCCCAAAAGCAAGAAGAGGCCUCUCGAAAGUGAUGCCCACUUGCAAAAUUCCCGUUUAUUUAAGAUACGUGCUAUUAUCAGAGAUCUUCGUCCCCGUUUCAUCGAGGUACUCCGAACACCUGACUUCCAAAAGUGCCAGGCAUCUAAUGAAAUUCGUGAACAGUUGAAGACACUGGUUGAAUUAUGCAAACAGAAUGUGCAGGAAAGCAAGGCUUCAUCUGGCGAGAACUUGGAAGGCAAAACACCAUUACCUGGAAGGCAAUCUGAAAGUAAGAUUUCAGCACCAGUUGCCCUUGAGAAGCAGCAGGUAGAAGAUGGACAGUCGCAGGGGACAUAUAUUGUUGGAGGAUCUGCUUUUGGCUGGAAUUUCAUCACCUACCCAGGCAAGCCUGCUGUCUAUUAUGGUAUCACAAAGGAACAAUUUCGAGCUAAGCAUCCAUUGCCAUGUCUUGCCUCAGACUAACAAGAAAUUUUAACCUGCGCAAUCUAUACCGCUCAUUUCUAACACCACCAAUUCAUUGCCUUAGUAGGGAUGAUUACCAGAAAAUUUUAUCAUGGAAGAGUUUUCCUCUUCUGAAUGUUAUGUGUUGUUCCUGGCUUACCAUUUUCCCCCCUAAACUAAAUGCGUUCGACACGCAUCAACAAUGAUUCCUAUAGUUCCAAUAUUAGCAAUUAAUCUUCAAAUCUCGUUAUUUGGUGAA